Microthlaspi erraticum is the source of this 831-nucleotide messenger RNA. The record is from the annotation of a GenBank genome assembly. NCBI's taxonomy places the organism in Eukaryota, Viridiplantae, Streptophyta, Magnoliopsida, Brassicales, Brassicaceae.
AUGGAGUUCUGGGGUGUUGAAGUCAAAAGUGGCGUAUCACUUCCGGUGGAUCCUGGGACGGAUAUGAUUUUGCACAUCUCACAGGUUGCUCUGGGCGAGAAGAAGAACAAUGGAAGCGAGCCAGUGAAGAUUUACCUGAAAGUUGGAGAUCAUAAGCUUGUCAUUGGGACGCUAUCUCAUGACAAGAUCCCUCAGCUGAGCACUGAAAUUGUGUCGGAAAAGCCUUGCGAGCUGUCUCAUAGCUGGAAGAAUGGGAGCGUUUACUUCACCGGCUACCUAGAAGAUGAGUCAGAAGAUGAGCCAGUUGUUGCUCAACCAGUUGCGAAGGAGGUGAACCUGCAGGUGCCAAAUGAAGAUGUUAAUGCUGGUAGUGAUGAAGAGUCGUCAGAUGAUGAUACUUCCGAGGACUCUGGAGAUGACGAGGAAAAGAAAGUUGCUGCUAAGGUUGACAGCGACGAGGAUGAUGAAGAUGACUCAUCAGACGAAGAUGAAGAUGACUCAUCAGAUGAAGACACUCCAGUGAAGGUUGAAGAAUCCAAGAAGAGAUCCGCAGAAGGCAACACCUCAAAGAAUCCUGCUGCUUCCAACAAGAAGGCCAAAUUCGUAACUCCAGAGAAAUCAACAGAGUCGAAGAAAGCUCACGUCCACGUUGCAACUCCACAUCCAUCGAAACAAGGAGGAAAGAAUUCUGCAAGCAAUGGAGAGUCAUCGAAGCAGCAGCAGACACCAAAGUCUGCAGGUGCGUUUGCGUGCAAGUCGUGCAACAGAUCGUUUACGUCGGAAGUGGGAUUGCAGUCUCACACUAAGGCCAAACACAGUGCAGCUGCUUGA